GAUCUCCCCCCCCCCCCUCCCUGCUGCUGCCGCUGCCGCUGCUGCUGCUACGCCCAAGGAGGGAGGAGCGGAGCUGACCGGCUGCGAUGGAGACCGCGGGGACGGGGACGGGGACGCCGCCGCCAGGGAGCAGCGCGGGGCGCAAGAGGAUCCCCGCCCGGGAGAGGCCCACGGCCGAGGACGAGGCCCUCAACCUGAUCGCUCGCGAGGGAGAAGCAAGACUUGCGGCAAAGCGUGCGGCACGAGCUGAAGCACGGGAAAUUAGGAUGAAAGAACUCGAGAAGCAACAGAAGGAGGUUGAAGAAAGGCCUGAAAAAGACUUUGAGAAGGGAAUCCAAACUGCAUCAAGCUUGUCAGCAGCUACCUUGGCCUCCCUAGGUGGAACCUUCUCUCGCAGAGGCAGUGGGGAUACCUCUAUCUCAACUGAUACGGAAGCAUCUGUUAGAGAAAUUAAGGACUCUUCUGAUGAAGUUGAAGAAAAAUAUAAGAAAGCUAUGGUUUCAAAUGCUCAAUUAGAUAAUGAGAAAACAAAUUUUAUGUACCAAGUAGAAACCCUACAGGAUGCAUUAUUGGAACUAGAGGAGCAGCUUGCAGAAUCUAAGAGGCAAUUUGAAGAAAAAAACAAAGAUUUUGAGAGGGAAAAACAUGCUCAUGCUACAUUGAAAUUCCAGUUCAUGGAACUCAAAGAGGCUCUGAAACAAAAAGAAGAACUGCUUGCUGAAAUCCGACAACUGCAACAAAAACAAGAGGGUUUUGUCAGUGAAAUAACUGAUCUUCAAGAGACAAUAGAAUGGAAAGAAAAAAAGAUAGGGCAAUCUGGAACAAUCACCAAUUUAGGAAUGGCUACCAAUGGAGAAAUCUCUGAUUGUGUUGCUGCUAAGGAUGGACUAUCAAAUUCUUCCAAGGUUGUUUCAGAGCCAAGUCAGGCCUUUAAAGUACCUGAGGAUUGUACAGAAGGCAGAGAAAAUGAAGUGGAGAUGGAAAAUGAGAUUUUGGAGAAUAUGGGGAAAAAGGAAAUCUUGCAGAAUUCUGAGCAUGAGGAAAACACAGAGGACACUAAGGAUCAGGAAAUCAUUCUCAAAUGUUUGGAAAUAAAGACAUUGCCUGCUGAUGAAAAUGUAGAGACUAAGAAAAUCACUGAAGCCAAAAUUACAUCAACACUGAAAUCAAAUAGUGGACUUGAUCCUGUAAAAAGUUACUCAGAAUGUACCCAAGAAAUUGUUUCACUUGAAAAAAGCUGUUCAGGUGAAUUAAAAGUUGAAGGGGCUUCACCAAGUCAUAUUUUAGAAGAGAAAGUGUCUGAUGGAAAUAUAAAUGUAACUCAUAAUCAAAAUUAUAUGGCAGAUCCAAGUAUUGAGAUCAAUCAAGAAAUACAUGCCAAUUUAGAAAUAGUUUCACAACAGGAAAAUAAAAAAAAACAAAUAGAUAUUGUAGUUGAUGAGUCAGAAGGGAAUAGUGAAGUAUUUUGGGAAGCUUUAGAUUUUAUAAAUAAUAGCCACAUGGCAAUUUCUACUUCACCAGAAUUGGAAGAUGCUAUCCUUAUGAAAGCCCCCAGUAUUGAUCUUAAUAGCGAACAAUCAAAAAACGGAGUUGUUGAGGGAGAUUUAAACAGAGAAUUUCUUAAAAAUGAACAAAAUUCUUCCAUAAAUGCUGUAACAAAAGGGCCAAAAAUAGAAAUGUGUGAAACGAAUGAAGAGAACGAGGCACAAAGUAUGAUAGUGCAGCAGGAGGACCAAAGAGUAGAUUUUGCAGAAGAAGAAGAAGAAAAAACAUUGUGUCUUACAAAAGCUACUUUGAAUGAGUCUGGAGAGGAACAAGAACAAGUUAAAAUUGAAGAAAUCCAGUCCCUACCUUCAGAACAUGAUGCAGUUGUUGAGAAACAAAAUGAGGAAGAGUUGGGAGCAAAUAAAGAAAACGUUGAAGAUAUGGAGGCAUUAAAUGCUUAUUUAGAUUUUGAGGGAAAGAACGAGGAACCUGCCGUGAAAGAUCUUCCUGCAGAAGGAGCUGUUGUAGGUUAUAUAAAUCAAAGCAAAUGCCAGGCCCAGGAAGAAACAGAGGCAAACAGAGAUAAUGAUUCCAGCUGUAAUAUAAAAUCAGCUUGCACAGCUGGGUCUCUGGCUGAUAGUGAUAUAAUAAAUAAAGAAGUUGCUGGCAGUCAUAAAGAAGUUUUACCUGCAGGGAAACAAAGUGUAGAUAAAGAAGGCAAUCCCGUUGAGUCUGCUGUAACUGCAACUACAAUGGAAGGGGAUACUGAAGAAGCAGGUAAAAACGGCAGGCAGCUGCAUGAAGAAAUCCACAGUAUUAUUGUGCCAGAUGUUGGGGAGGUUGUUUGUGCUGAAAAACAGAAGACUGGAUUCAUUGAAGAAAACAAGCCUGAGAGUGAAGGAAUAAUUGCAGAAGAAUAUCAUGAAGCCUUAGAUGUUGGUGUGGAUGCUUCUUUUGGAGAAUUGAAAAUUUCUGAAAAGGGAGGUGGCCAUUCUAAUAAAGAUAAGGAAAAGGUUUUAAAGGGCAGCUUAAUCUCAUCAGAUGAAGAAGUUGCACCUGAGGCCUUUGUGAAAGAAAGUGAGAGUAUUCAGCAGCUGAAAGAACAUAGAUUUGAAGAAGUCAAAUUUGUGCAGAGUGAUGUAUCUGUUUCUGAAACAACAAAGUCACAGUGUGGACAGCUGGAAGAGGAAAGUAAAUUGUUGGAUGAAAUCCGCUCAGUACAAAUUGCUGAUUAUACAUCAGAACAGUUGGAAAACCCGGAGAGCGAUGUGGAUGAAAGUCAAGAGGAAGCACAAAGGAAUAAGAAGGGGAAAGGUAAAUCUCGGGAAGACUGCAUUAUCUCCUAAACUCAGGGAUCUCGGGAUCAUUGCUCCACGUCAUUCACCUGGCAUCUGUUAAAGAACGAAAAUACAAAACACAAAAAAAGGUCAAAAUUUGAAAGAUUUUGAAUUAAUGUCAUACUUUAAAUAAUGCAAAGUAGUCAAUCAUGUAUGUAGGUGGAGGCUACCUUUUUUGCCAAGUUUCUUGUCAAGUUUAAUUACAGUCUAGCUAUUCUCCCAAUUCCCAAUAAGCUGUUUCUUAACAUUCCAUCAAACGCAGCUUUUGUCCUCUUGAGAACUUUAAUGAAUGCUAGGAUUGGAAAAUUCUUGGGAAUGAAUAAGGGAUGCAUGUUAGUUUUUGAUAAAAUGUCACUGGUCUGUUACAUUUUUAUUUGAUUUCAAGUUAUUAUAUAAAACUUUAGCUUCAAUACUGUUAUACUUUAUGAACAAAAAGGCAAGAUCAAACUGAAUGAACGACAAUAAUGAAAUUAUGACAAUUUUAGAGAAGUAGCAAGUUUUUGCUGUGUAUGUUUCCCUCACUUCAAAUUUCUGUUGCAAAGAUGUAGACAUAAAGCAAGAACUACUUAACAGUAAAAAUCAUGUACUAAGAAUCAUUCAGUCACAUCCAAUUCAGUCCUUUCUUACCAAAUCAAGCUCUUGUUGGAUUUAACUUAAUAUCUCUGCAAUUGAUACAUAAAGAUCAAAAUGCUCUUGAUCCAAUUUAGUAUUGUAGUUUUGUCUCUCUUCCUGUUUCUUUCACUGUAAUCUAUGUAGGUUUAUGUAUAAUAAAAACUUUCAGUUCGCUUUAUAUUUAGUCUUUGUAUUAAGUAAUAUUUACUGCAAAUUGUAAUCUAUUUACUUAAAAGAAACUACAUUUGUUCUCUGCAUUGCCUUGCAAAGAAAUAGAUAUUGAAAGUAGAAUGUAAAUCAAUAU
Molecule: messenger RNA, 3738 nt
Organism: Thamnophis elegans (Western terrestrial garter snake)
Lineage: Eukaryota; Metazoa; Chordata; Lepidosauria; Squamata; Natricidae
Gene: LRRFIP1
Product: LRR binding FLII interacting protein 1
Exons: 9
Coding region: 87-2831 (914 amino acids)
Biological process (GO): regulation of transcription by RNA polymerase II
Molecular function (GO): RNA polymerase II cis-regulatory region sequence-specific DNA binding; DNA-binding transcription factor activity, RNA polymerase II-specific
Source: RefSeq, a predicted model, not a curated record